Molecule: messenger RNA, 2503 nt
Organism: Mobula hypostoma (lesser devil ray)
Lineage: Eukaryota; Metazoa; Chordata; Chondrichthyes; Myliobatiformes; Myliobatidae
Exons: 7
Coding region: 1-1473 (490 amino acids)
Biological process (GO): epidermal growth factor receptor signaling pathway; positive regulation of cell population proliferation
Molecular function (GO): epidermal growth factor receptor binding; growth factor activity
Source: RefSeq, a predicted model, not a curated record
AUGGGCAAUGGCGGCAGUGCAGACCACUGGGCGGCGGCAGCGUGGACCACUGGGCGGCGGCAGGGCGGACCACUGGGCGGCAGUGCGGACCACUGGGCGGCGGCGGCAGCGCGGACCACUGGGUGGCAGCGCGGACCACUGGGCGGCGGCAGCAGCGCGGACCACUGGGCGGCGGCAGGGCGGACCACUGGGCGGCGGCAGGGCGGACCACUGGGCGGGGGUGGCAGGGCGGACCACUGGGCGGCGGCGGCAGGGCGGACCACUGGGCGGCAGCAGCGCGGACCACUGGGCGGCAGUGCGGACCACUGGGCGGCAGCAGCGUGGACCACUGGGCGGCGGCGGCAGGGCGGACCACUGGGCGGGGGCGGCAGGGCGGACCACUGGGCGGCUGCGGCAGGGCGGACCACUGGGCGGCUGCGGCAGGGCGGACCACCUACAAACCUCUCCCCCGAGAAGAAAAAGAGCUCAGACAUUGCGGCGCUCCCACAGUACUGCCUCUCCUACAGUGUGAUAUUCCCUCAGUACUGCGCCCCCCCCCCACAGCGCGGCGCUCCCUCAAAGCCGCCCCUCAGUAACGGCACUCCCUGCUUCGCUCAAUCCCUCGGUUUAGGGCUCAUUCAUAAACUUUCUCCAUACUACGGUGACGCCGUCCCCCCGAGGGCGGGGCUGGUGACGUCACGGGGUGUGAAUGCCUGCUUAUACCGGGUGAAUUGCAGGUAUUCCGCACACCUGUCUGAUCCUCGCUCGCUGCUGAAGAUGGUCAGGCUGCACAUCACGCUGUUAGCUCUGCUGCUAACUGCAGGUUGUACAGUUAGGGGAUCUCCUCGGGACGAGGAGGAGAGUAAAGCAGUGACGGCGUUGGGGGUUCCAGAUUCCAGUGUCUCCACCAACAGCCAUGGUGUCACCCCGCAACUCGUCCCCGAGCGAUUCACGGGCUCCGAGGAGGAGGAGGAGGAGGAGGAGGAAGAAGAUGAUGAGGAUUAUUCAGAAGACUAUGAGCUCUCGGGGUCGGAAGAGCUUUACGACGUAACGUCACCAGCAAAAGUUCAAGCUGUCGUGAAACCCGAAGGCAAAGACCAAAAGAAAAAUAACUCAAAAAAUCUUAAGGGCAAGAGGAAGAAAAAUAAAAAUGGAAAAAGGAAGCGCAAUUUCUGCAAAACCAUUUACAAAGAUUACUGCAUCCAUGGAAAGUGCAAGUAUCUGAAAGAACUGAAUAAGCCCUCUUGCAUAUGUCUUCCUGGAUAUCAGAACGAGCGUUGUGGGAUACAAGUAUUGCACACCGGCAAAAACAAGAAGCAGUUCCACGAUCUCUCCGUAACGCUGAUAGUUGUAGGCGUUGCUCUGGCCAUCUUCACACUAACUGCUGUGACAGUUGCUGUGACAUUGCACUUAAGAAGGAAAAUGAGAGUUGAAGGUGAAACCGUGAAUGAGGAGAAACAGAAACUGAGAUCUGAAAACGGAAUCGUGGUUUAGAAAUGAAGGUCUACGCUGGACAUCUGGAAGAUGAAGACCAAUGUAUCCAACUUCUGCCCACCUCUCCCUCCAGUUACUUCUUAUUUGUCACUGGUUUUGAUGUAUGCAAUAAUUAUACACUUUAAAGCACAGUUGACUGUAACCUAUAGUGCCUAUAAUGUAGUUUUUUAAAAAAAAAAGACCUAGUGUGUCUCAGAAUAUUGGUGGACAACAGUUGACACUGAGCUAAAGAGGGAGACAAAGAUCUUUGGCAUUUUAAAAAUGUAUCAAAGGGUGCAGGAAGGUUUGGCGAGAAAAUGCAGAAUGGGCACGGAGGUGGCUGAACAUGGUGCUCCCCAAGGGCAGAGGGAUUAAAGGAGAAAGGGACUGGUCAGGAGAAUGUCCUGCUGAAAGGCCUUUCCUCCACGCUGUUGUCUCCCAGGAGCAGGUAGACAGGGCAGGACACACACCGGGAGCAGCCACAGCAGACCACCAUGAAAACAGACCAUGCAGUUCACCAGGUCCUUGCUGAGCAGAGGCACCCAUCUAUAUUAAUCCCAUCUUCCCGGCGAUCACACAGCACGGAGAUGGGCCAUUUUGCUCUCCAUUUACUGGAUAAAAUUUCACCUGCAAAGGUGCUGGAUGUGACUCAUGUUAUGUAAACAACUUUUUACAAUCCAUAGGUAUUUCAUGUGAAAUACCAGACUGAAGCUCAUUGCUGGGAUGGGCACAAUCAGCAGGGAUUACUCAAUUAGGAUCGUAGCCAUGAUCCGGCAACCCUAUGAGGCUUCUCCCUCAGUAAUCUUUCCCUCUUGCGUGCCAGAAAUUGUGGAGUUUAGUAACCCUACUGCCCUGUUGGGGUUUGGUCACUCAGGCCACAUCUGCAGUGGCUGAGCACUGAGGUGAAGCUCCCAACACUGCCUUCUCUCUACUGCCUUCAUAUCAGUGGAAUGUGUCAAGUUUGAGUGCAGAAAUUGUCAAAGGUUUCUUAAUAUAUCAGUAUUUAUUUGUUAUUUAAAACUUAUUUAAGUGUAUGGUGUAUUUUUUACAA